Messenger RNA from Rhineura floridana, 3557 nucleotides. RefSeq names its product chromobox 7 (gene CBX7). The record is from RefSeq and is a predicted model, not a curated record. Gene Ontology annotation, cellular component: PRC1 complex. Gene Ontology annotation, biological process: negative regulation of transcription by RNA polymerase II. Lineage: Eukaryota; Metazoa; Chordata; Lepidosauria; Squamata; Rhineuridae. Bases 381 to 1121 code for a protein of 246 amino acids. The transcript is spliced from 6 exons.
GGAGGAGGAGCCGGAGCCGCCGCUCAAUCAAGUCUGAGGCCGGCUCGGCUCGUUUCGUGCGCUCGGUGCCUCGCUGACAGCAAGCGCACGCGAGAAAGAGGGGCGGGGGCUCUGGCGUGUGCUGUUCUUGCGCGCGCGUGCGCGCGCGUCUGGAAAAAUAUUGCGCAGGUUAUAAAAUGGAACGUUGGAGGCGGCGUGCUUGAGCGCGCGAGGGGGUGCGUGCUUGUGAGUAGGGUUGUGUUUUGGUUUUUUUUGGAGUAAAUAAGCGCGAGAGCUGCAACAACAGCAGCAAAAUCAGGAGCCCACAGCACGCAGCCGGACUGAAUCCGCGAGCAGCCGCUUUCGCUUCCUCCUUCUCCUCCUCUUCUUUUUCUCCCUGUAUGGAGCUUUCCGCUAUUGGGGAGCAGGUGUUUGCGGUGGAAAGCAUUAGGAAGAAGCGCAUAAGGAAGGGUAAAGUGGAAUACCUGGUGAAAUGGAAAGGAUGGCCCCCCAAGUACAGCACAUGGGAGCCAGAGGAACACAUUCUUGACCCUCGCCUGGUGAUGGCUUAUGAAGAGAAGGAAGAGAGAGAACGUGUCUCAGGUUACAGGAAGAGGGGCCCCAAACCCAAGCGCCUCUUGCUGCAGAGGCUGUAUAGCAUGGACCUGAGGAGCGCACACAAAGGGAAAGAGAAGCUCUGCUUUUCUCUGUCACGGAGGUUUGGGGGAGGGGGAAACAACCUGGCAGGAACCAAGGGAGGGCAGACGGAGUUGCCCGAGAAGAGCGGGGGAGCUGUCCUGCCCUUCCCUCUUCGGAAGCAGAGCAAGAACCAGAAGUACCUGCGCCUUUCGCGGAAGAAGUUUACCCGCAUGUCAAGCCUAGAAAACCGAAACCGCCGGCGGGAGUUCUUCCUGAAGGAGUCAGUGGCUUUAGAGGACAGGCAAACCCCCAGUGACUGGGAUGAGGUUACACAACCUGCCAGCAAAGAGGUGGGCUCAGAGGCAGCAGAAGGCAAUCUUUCCUGGAUCCCUGCCCUGCCCCCAAAUGAAGUAACAGUGACGGACAUCACAGCAAACUCCAUUACCGUGACUUUCAGAGAAGCACAAAUGGCAGAGGGCUUCUUCCGAGACAGGAGCAUCUAGUUCUGAAUCUACGUGGCUUUUUUAUUUCAUAGUUUUUCUUUUCUUCAUGCUUGGGAGAUUUGUUUGUUUCUGAUUUUUUCUCUCUCAUUUGCGUGUGUGUCUCCUCCCACCAUCAGAUUUUUCUAGGGUGGGUGAUUUUAAUUAUAUUAUUUAACAAGCAAAAUCCGGAAACUUUCCUUCACAAAUGUUUACAGAGGAUUUUGGUUUCAGUUUGACUGUUGGCCUCACUGGCUUUCUCUUUUCCCCCCGCUCCCCUUUCAAAUAAGCAAAAACAAGGCAAUGUGGGGGUGCCUGUACAUUUUUCCUCAUUUGUUAAUAUAUAUAUAUCUAGAGAGAGGUAGUAUAUAGAUAUAUUACUUGUUGUCGCUUUGUCCAUCUGGGAAGCUGAAAGUCUUUUCACUGGCAAAGACAUGGUUUUACAGUGCGCUGUCCAUUCCCUGUAUUAGUUAUGACAUAUCAUGCGAUUGAAGGAAGGGUUGGGGAGCAAGUGUCCAGAAAUAAGGAAGAUGCUAAAUACAAAUAUCCCUGUAUUCUUCUGUGUUUCAGAGUAGAUUUCCCUUGCUUGCUUCCCAGUGACACCUGUGAAAAGCAGUGAUCCCCCCCCUUCCCUCCUCCUUUGGGUGGCUGAUCUCCCAUGUUGGAUGCUUCCUCCUGUAUCAGUACUGUACAAGAUGUGGCCUCCAGGUGUCCACAGUGCUUCCACAAAUGCUAUAAAUCUGGCAGACGUCCUGUACACUGGCUUGCUUGUGUCACUCCAGGGAGCAUCUGCAUUGGUGCUUUCCCUGAUUGUGCUUUUCUGGAAGCCAGAAUGCAAGAAACCAUGCUGUUAAAAUCGGGCACAUUGGCACAAGAAAAGCCCAUCUUGCCAUUGCUCAUCCCCAUGGUGUAGACUAGUGGUUCAGAGACUAUUCCUAGGAAACCUGGGGUUUCUCAUGUUAACAGGGGUUCCUACCACUAUCAGUCUUCUCCCUGUAUACAACCACAAGAACAUUUUGGUCUGUCCUUGAGCACUUACUUGGUUCACUUGGGGGGGGGAUAUAAUGAAUCCUACGAGGUCUGACUGUCACUGUACAUCAAUUUAGAGAAGAUAUGGGAAACUUUUGGCCUUCCAGAUAUUGCUGAACUACAAGUCCCAUCAGCCCCAAAAAGCAUGAUGGGGAGUUUUAGUUCAGCAACAUCUGGAGGACCAAAGGUUCGCCACACCUGAUUUAGAGUAUGUUCUAGAACAGCUAUUCCCAACCUGGUACCCUUCAGAUGUUUUGGGCUGAAACAUGUGGAGGGCACCAGGUUAAGGAAGGCUGCUCUCUGUAAUGUGCUGCAGAAUCCACUGCAGCACCUAGUGAUUCUGUGGCAGACAUGCAGACAUUCUCAGCAGACAAUUGGACAUGGAAAAAAAUUUUGAUGGCAAGGAGUUUGAAUUCCGCUAGGGUAGAAUAUGGUUGUGUUUAUUGGUCUUCAGAGAUGUGUGGAAGACCCAGGGACUGAAGAUGGGCUUUGGGGGGUGGGUGGAUGUGCACUGGCACAAUGUAUUGUAAAUGUAACCUCUGAACACCAGCUGGAACAAACAUAACACAAGAGAAGCAGAUAUUGGUCCCACUGGCAGGUUGAUGGAAUAAUGAUGGGUAAGAAAUAAGCCACAAUGGCUGGCUGGUAAUGAACUGUAGCUUUUCAUGCUUGUCUUCUGUUGUCUUUGGAUUCAUUAACGACUACAGAUGAAGUUGCCUAGUAAUUGUAAUUUUGUUUAUGUAAAUAAUUGGAAGACUUUAUUUUUAAUGCUAAAUGACAGCUUCAACCAAUCAAUCCUACUUGGACAUCUCUUCUAUUUAAAAAAGGUGGUGGAGUUUAAGAUAUGCACAACUUCCAGGAAGUUGCGAGAAUCUCUCUAUUUUUGUAUUUAAAUGUUUGCCAGGCUCAGGAUGAUGAAGGAAGACUGCAUGCAAUUCUGCCUUUGUUCAAGCUGAUGGGAGCUUUGCCACAGCCUUUCAUUAAGUGCCCGUUGUCAUGAAACGGGCUUCGUACAUCUCUUGGGGCAAUGGCUGUCUGGGUCAGUUAAAAGUGGGGGUGAUGAUGGAGUGAAGGACUUCCUUGUGGUGUCAGAAGAACUGUGACCAUUGCCUUGUUGAAUUAGUAACGUAGUCUCAUCUCUUAGUGUGUAGACAUGGACACUGGCCAAUAUUACUCUGUCUGGUCAAAGUAAGAGGUCAUCAAUAUUGGGGGAGAAAGGGAAUGGGGUUGAAAUAUGUUUAUGAGGCUUGCAAAAAAAUUCCACUUCUAAUUUGUCCUUGUUACCCCUCAUUCUAACCUGUAGCUUCUGAUACUUGUGUGUGUGUUCUUUACAAGCAGAAGUGUGUCUCUGUGAAGAUCUUAGUUUUUGCCUGGGAGAAGCUGCUUGCACUUCUAUAGAGCUUUGUAUUGCACUUAAAUGACUUGAAAUUU